Molecule: messenger RNA, 842 nt
Organism: Micromonas commoda
Lineage: Eukaryota; Viridiplantae; Chlorophyta; Mamiellophyceae; Mamiellales; Mamiellaceae
Exons: 1
Source: RefSeq, a predicted model, not a curated record
ACCGAAGGAUGGCCCACGUGUUUGGAGGAUGACGGCUCCAAGACGUGGAUGCGGCGCGGGGACGACGCCGACAUCGGAUUCGUGCCGCAGAGGCGCGGCGUCACACACAUGUGCGAGCAUUUGGACAACGAAAGCAUAUGGAUCAACUCCUGGGACCGAGGGUGCGCCAGAUGUCCGUUGGGUUGGCCUCACGCCACCACAUGCGUCCGCGCCUGGCGCCAGUUUCUGCACCAUUACAGGCUGUUGGGCACCGGGGAGUACUGGCAGCAGGAGUUCGACGGCGUGUACCCUUACGAGGAGGAGGAAACAGACAUACUCAACUUACGAGGACAGGCGGAACUGCGCGACGUCCAGAUGCACAAGCAGUGGAACAGACGGCUGAUGCGGAUGCUGCGGCGCGCUCGAUCCAUGAUUCGUGAGCCCGGCAGGGCGACUGGGGGCUGGAACAUGCUGCCGCUGGACCUCGCCGUCGAGGAGGACUUUGGAUUAAGGCCGGAGGUGAUCGACGUGUCCUACGUGAACGGAAUCUACGAGGAGGGCGGAACACGAGCUGAAUCAGACGGCGAGAGACGAGAGCGGAAUGAUGAGGUGGUCAAUCGCGCCGAAGACGAGUGGAAAGGACACGUCCUGCCCUGCCACAACCAAGUGGGCGUCGAUGGAUUUCCCGUGAUAACCGCGCACAUGCCUCACGGGUGCCACCGGUACGGCCGGCCGCUCGCUCGAAAGGACCGCGUUCGCGCCGGGACGCUCCUCCCCGGCCCCUUGGAAUCCUCCCAACCCCGGCGCACGCCCCUCAACGAAGCCAACGCGUUUCGAUUCCGAGCGAUGAGCGAGUUGAAUUU